AUCUUGAAACUGGAGCAUUUAAAGAUCUUCCAGCACUCUACCAGCUAAAUAUCCGAAACAAUUUACUGACAGAGAUCAAAAAUGGAACCUUUAAUGGUCUGACAUCGCUUCAACGACUGUAUAUGGAAAAUAAUUCGCUGACAGAGAUUCAGAAUGGAACCUUCAAUAGUAUGACAUCGCUUCAACAACUACACCUAUCUGACAAUAAAAUCACGAAGCUUGAAGUUGGGGCAUUUAUCAAUCUUCCAGCACUUCACUACCUAUACUUAUCUAACAAUGAAAUAUCAGAUCUUCAAACUGGAGCAUUUAAAGAUCUUCCAGCACUUAACCAGCUACACCUAUCAAACAACAAAAUCUCAGAGAUUGACACUGGAGCAUUUAUCAAUCUGGCAGCACUUAACUACCUAACUUUGGAACACAAUUUAUUGACAAAUAUGAACAAUGGAACGUUCGAAGGAAUGACAGGAAACCUCCGUACUUUGUGA
Mytilus trossulus (common blue mussel) is the source of this 485-nucleotide messenger RNA. RefSeq names its product chondroadherin-like. The coding region runs from base 123 to 485 and encodes 120 amino acids. The record is from RefSeq and is a predicted model, not a curated record. Gene Ontology annotation, molecular function: protein binding. Lineage: Eukaryota; Metazoa; Mollusca; Bivalvia; Mytilida; Mytilidae. The transcript has 7 exons.